AGACUCUGCACGCGUGCGCCUGGAAGGCCGCGGGCUGGGCGGACGUCGCUGGGCGGCCCUGGUUCAGCGCCUGCCAUGAGGCGCGCUCAGCCCGUCACGUAACGCGGCCGGGUGCCAAGCUCUUUAAUCCUACCAGAGAAGCGGGAGUCGCGGGCGAAGGUUUUGGUUUCUGCACCCGCGCACGUAACCAGGAAAAAGGGCAACGCUAGGUUGCUGCGCUCCCACCCUGCUUUUGGAAGCCGCUGUGUGCGGCGGCGGCCGGAAGGGGGAGACCGCCUUCGGCCUCACGUUCACGGUCACCCCUCUCCGAGGCCCGGAAGUUUAGGAAGGAAAAGCCAGAGCGGCCCGUCCUUGUGCCUGGGAGAGGGGAUUUACCACAGGAACCAACGCUCCCUAGAAGAAAAUAAGGUCCCCGGGCCGUGCCCAUAGUGGGAACGCCGUGCAAUAAGCCGCUGCUUAGUGUCCCCUCGUCGGGAGCCGCUGUAACGCGGGGCCACUCUGCAAACAAUACAUAUUGUGGAAACAGGAUGAAAUUGACCAGUGAAAAGCUGCCCAAGAAUCCCUUUAAUACUUCUAUAUCUCAGUAUGCUGCUAAGUACCAGAAACUCUUCCAAUGGAGAAAAGAAAACACUGAUCAUUACAGCCAUGCUGCUUUGGUGGAUAAGGCACUGCAGCUUUUGAAGGAAAGAAUAAGAAGAGGAGAUACUCUGGCUUAUUUCCUACGAGGUCAACUGUAUUUUGAAGAGGGAUGGUAUGAAGAAGCAUUAGAACAGUUUGAAGAUAUCAAGGAGAAAGAUCAUCAAGCAACUUAUCAGCUAGGCGUAAUGUAUUAUGAUGGGCUGGGGACCACUUCAAAUGCUGAAAAAGGAAUAGACUGUAUGAAGAGAAUUCUGGAUUCUCCAUGUCCCAAAGCAAGACACUUAAAAUUUGCUGCUGCCUUUAACCUUGGAAGAGCUUAUCAUGAAGGAAAAGGUGUUAAACGGUCUGAUGAGGAAGCGGAAAGAUUGUGGCUUUUUGCUGCAGACAAUGGAAAUCCCAAAGCCAGUGUGAAGGCUCAAAGUAUUUUAGGACUGUAUUAUUCAACCAAAGAACCUAAAGAAUUAGAAAAGGCAUUUUAUUGGCAUUCAGAAGCAUGUGGCAAUGGGAAUCUGGAGUCCCAGGGUGCACUUGGCCUCAUGUACUUGUAUGGACAAGGCAUUCGCCAGGAUACUGAAGCUGCCCUGCAGUGCCUAAGGGAAGCUGCAGAACGCGGGAACAUCUACGCACAAGGGAAUCUCGUGCAGUAUUACUACAAGAUGAAGUUCUUUACAAAGUGUGUUACAUUUUCCAAAAGGAUUGCUGACUAUGAUGGAGUUUCUGACAUCCCCAUGAUAGUUCAGGUCACGGACUGUCUUCCCGAGUUCAUCAGCAGAGGCAUAGCCAUGGCGUCUUUCUACUAUGCACGGUGUCUUCAGCUUGGCUUGGGCAUCACAAAAGAUGAAGCAACAGCUAAGCACUAUUAUUCUAAAGCUUGCCACCUGAAUCCUGCAUUGGCAAAUGAACUUCACUGCUUAGCUAUUCGUCAAAGAAUUUAGACCACAUUGCAUUUCAACAAAGAUCAUCAAUCCUAACACCAUACAAUGUGUGUAUUUUUAUAGCACCUGACUGUUAUUGUCUGCUUCCUGUUGUAUUUUCCUGGGUAUUUAACAGAUGACAUGUUACUGUCAUUUUAAAAUUUGUGUCCUGUAACCUGAAACCUAACCACUGGAUCAGACCACUAAACAGUGCUCAGAGAUGCCCUUCGUGGCCUAUUCCACGCCUAGAUUAUAUUAAAUUUGAAACUAUUUGUAAAACAAAUAUCAUUUUAAUUUUCUUAAACAGAGUGCCUGAGAAGAUUUAGCAGUUUUAGUUUAUGAAGUCUCAAAAAUAAAUGCUACAUACUUAAUUAAAAUAUCAUUUGAUUAAAUGAUGUUUCAAAGAUUAAAAAACUUCUUUGGCUUCUAGUCUUGUGAAUUUUUUGUUUUUGAAACAGGAUCUUGCUGUGUAACCCAGGUCCUGCUUCAGCCUCCCAGGUGCUGGGAUUACACGUGUAAGCCACAGUGUCCAGCUAGUUUUGUGAAUUUUGAAUAAUACAUUGUUCUAAUUUUUGCUUCACUCAUUUAAACAUUUUAAGAUGAAAUAGUAGAUAGAUCUUUCGGCAGAUGGGAAAGGGGGACCAUAAGUGGAGGGGUAAGAGAAGGGAAUAUAAAAAGAACUAAGAUGUGUUAUGUACAUAUUCCAACUAUCCAUGAGGAGUGCAGUCAUAAUAUACCACAAACAUGUACUAAUAAAAAUACAAGGCCAGGCAUGGUGGCAUGCCCCUUUAAUCCCACCUCAGGAGACUUUAAAUUUCAGCCUGGAUGCUUGCUUUAGCAUUGACACUUAAAGAGUUAUCAGAAUUGAGCUAGAUAUGGUGGUUCAUGCCUGUACUCUCAGCAUUUGGGAGGCUGAAGCAAGAGGAUUUCUGUGAGUUCAAGAUCACCUUGGGCUAUAUAUUUAGUUCCAAAUCAGCCUGAACUACAGAGUGAAAUUCUGUCUCAAAAAGGCCAACACAAAAAUAAAAAUGAAUAAAUUUUUUAAAACUGCACAAAAUUAAGUACAGCUGAAGAAAUUUAAAGAAUCAGAACCAUCAAGUAACAUUUUUGAUAAGUGUAUAACAUUUCUGCUUCUGAAGUUGUUAAAAAUUCUAAUAAAUAAAUUGUUAUCCAUUAUAAAUUUUUGCAAAAGUGAGUUUAAGAAAAUGCUUCAAGCUGGGUAGCUGGCUGUUAGACUGUAUAACAAGUACGUAUUUGUGAAACAAAGGUGAUGUCUUAAAAAUACCUUAAGUGUCCUUUUUCUGGUAAAUACAUUAAGUUGAUACAGCAUUAUUUCAUUAUCAUAAUAAUACCCUUUUUUGGUGGAUUUAAACAAGGUUUCUUCUUAGUGGUAGGGAAACAGAAAUAGUGCCUGUCACAUGUCGCUAACUGUAACCAGAAGGCAAGACAAGUACCAAAAAUAAUGAGUAACAAAUUGUUUUGGCUAGAAAGGACAGGGAGUCACGAGGCAGUUGAGGAAAUCCACACUGACAAACUCCAGCUUGUGUAGAGUACCAAACCAAUGAGUACUGGGACAAAAUGUUUGUCAAAAUGUCUUGAGUACUAGAUUCAACAAGUUUCAAAGCAGUUGAGUACUAAGGUAUGAGGAUAAUAUACAGGUGACAAUCACUAGAAGAAAAGUACUUGAGUUUUAUGGUCUGGCUUAUUUAUAUCACUAGACCAUCAUCUCUUGAUCUCAAGGCCAGCGGUGUAGCUCAGUGGAGAAGCACUUGCAUAGCAAGGAUGAGGCCCCAGCUUCAAUCCUCCGUACCGCAAAAACAAUAAAAAGUAAAUACAGUUCUCAGAAGUCCUAAUCGUUAGGAAUAUGUGGUAAUAUGCCUAUGGUCCCAUUUCCACUUACUGUAGUUAUGUUCUGCAGCUAACAAUCUGGCAUCUGCACAGUACUACCACACUGCAGAUAGCAGUGUAAACCUUGCCUUGUGAAUGGAGGUAAGUGUUUAACCCAAGAGAGUUGAAGCUUCCAGAUUUACUCUUAAAAAAAAUCUAAACUUCUGUAAAAUUUAUUUCGACUGUUACUAAGAGACACGUUUCCCGUAACUGUGUUAUCAUGAGUUCUUGGGGCUUGGUAACUUCACAUUAUUUCUCUUCCCUGAAUGUAUCUUAAAUGGUCUAUUCAACAACCCUUUACAGGAUAAUUCUUAUGCAUAUAAACAUCCAACUUGGGGUUAUUUUUAAGUGUCAAAUAUCUAGUUACAAUCAAAGACCUGUAAUUUAGAAGAAUCACAAAGACAAAAUUCGGCGUAUUAAGUUUUACUCAUUUACCUUUCACAACUUGUUUCUUAUCAAGAACUUGGCAGGUAUGAGCUAUCAGUGAGAUAAUCUUUAUAUUUUAAUAUACUUAGUGUUUUUCUUUUAUAGAUUCAAACUGAAUUUUUACCUUUUAACUAAACUGUUUUGUUUCUGCUAUUUCUAGGAACCAGAAUGGGGAAGGUAUUUUAUCAUUGUGUUAUCAGAUGAUGAAGCCUGGAAAUUGAUUGACUUGUUCAUAGCCCCACUAUCAGUAACAACAAUAAAAUUCUGUACUCUGCA
This is a messenger RNA of Cavia porcellus (domestic guinea pig), 4142 nucleotides long. It is a transcript of the gene Lrp2bp, whose product is annotated as LRP2 binding protein. The record is from RefSeq and is a predicted model, not a curated record. Gene Ontology annotation, molecular function: protein binding. NCBI's taxonomy places the organism in Eukaryota, Metazoa, Chordata, Mammalia, Rodentia, Caviidae. Bases 528 to 1574 code for a protein of 348 amino acids. The transcript is spliced from 9 exons.